AUGCAGUGUCGGGCCUUGUGUAGGCGUUUGCUGGGCUUCCCCAAGCGAGGAGGUUUGUGGCGAAGCGUGCGGAGCGGCAAGGUUGCCGAUGGCAUGAGGACAUCAAACCCUCAGUGCUCAGCCCGACACGCGACGACGUCCUCGCUCACCUUCAACUCUGCUGCUGCAUCCUUUACCACCACAAGCCAGGCCCCAUUCCUUCAUGACGCUUUUGUUUCGCGAUUCUCAGCUCAGCUUCUCUCAAGUCCGCAUCGUGACAUCACUCACGUCCCGUACGGAGACUGGUUCGCACUUUACGUUCAAGCGCGCAAGCACUGGCACUCGCUCGAGCCGGCACCUGCCUGCGCCACGUCUGCUACCCGUGAGGAAAGCACGAUGGGGGAGAGUUCAGAACAAGCUGAGAUACGAGAAGCACGCUCGCAGCAUGCAAAGCAGAGCAUCGAUGCACUGCUGCUCAGCAGCUUGUUUGCCCGUCACUGGACGGAGGUGCAAACAGCCACAACGUCGUCAUCUCCGCUUCCGACAUAUCGCUGGUGGUGGCAUCGCGACUCCCUCUUCUCCGCUGCCGCCCCGGCAAAUGCUCCAGAGUGUGAGGCCGCUUCGCCACCCCUGGAGCUAUGCACACCAGAAUUUUUGACGGAGCCGCUGUUGGGUGGAAAUCACUUGCGCCUGUGGAUGGAGGAAAUUCGCGCCUCCUCUGGUACGACGGACGUCACCCGCGCAGCCCACGACGCCACAGCAGUGCCGACGGCUAUUCUCCCAUUCUCCUCUUUGUGGGUGGUGAAGCAAAGUGCGUACUGGCGGCCAUCAGCAGCAGCUGGCGCCGGUGCUGGUGACCACAGUGGGGCGGGCAGCAGCGGUAAUGAAACAGUCGCCUUCACCCUUCAGGAGCGACAGGCCCGCCAAGCACUUCUGCAGUCGGUGGACCAGCUCCUUCAACUGCAGCGCGAUGCGGUGGAACGUUGCAACGGCACGUUGUGUCUUCCUGCGAAUCAGCUGCAACACGUGUGCGUUCUCUCGCCUACCCAAGAGUGGGACCUCUUGUGCGAUCUCCCUCGCUACCGGCAGGCGCGGUACCGGCCAGCUCGCGAAGCAUCAUCCGCAAGCACGAACGUAUCGGAUCACUCGACAGCGUCAUGUGUAUUACCGCCUCGGUGGCUGUCAUUGGGCUGCUUGUGUGAAGACACCACCGCACGACUCGCCUACUGUACGCACAUGUUGAACUGGCGACGGCAGCUGAAAUCGGGCACGAACGCGUCAGCAAGCAAGACCGCCCCAGUCGCUGUCCGGGUUCUCUCACCUACAACUGAGCAUGCUCGCCUCCGCAGUCUUUCGGUCUCCUCGCUGCACGAGCAGUCGUGCAUGAAAGCCUCACUGCAACGGCGACACGCUGCGCGUUGCCAGUCCCCAUCUGCGGUCUCUGGGGCAUCCUCAGCAGCGACCGUUCACGAGCAGGCGCGCAAAGGCUGCAGUGACGCGGUGCGGCGGAUGUCGCAUCGAGAAGAGAACAUCCGUCAGUCCUUUUCGGUUCGCUGA
This is a messenger RNA of Leishmania major strain Friedlin, 1536 nucleotides long. RefSeq lists its product as hypothetical. NCBI's taxonomy places the organism in Eukaryota, Euglenozoa, Kinetoplastea, Trypanosomatida, Trypanosomatidae. The coding region runs from base 1 to 1536 and encodes 511 amino acids. The record is from RefSeq and is a predicted model, not a curated record. The transcript has a single exon.